Condylostylus longicornis is the source of this 1266-nucleotide messenger RNA. Its product is annotated as tektin-1. Bases 1 to 1236 code for a protein of 411 amino acids. NCBI's taxonomy places the organism in Eukaryota, Metazoa, Arthropoda, Insecta, Diptera, Dolichopodidae. Gene Ontology annotation, biological process: cilium movement involved in cell motility; cilium assembly. Gene Ontology annotation, cellular component: microtubule cytoskeleton; nucleus. The transcript is spliced from 3 exons. The record is from RefSeq and is a predicted model, not a curated record.
AUGGGAAUGGAUAAUGAAUGCCAUACUGAAAUUAUUUCAAGAGCUCCUCCUAAAUAUUCUGAUUCUGAUUGGGAAUUUAAUAAUCGAUCAAAAUUUGAAAUGUCAGAAAAUCAGCAAAGGAAUGCUGAAAGAGUUUUAGAAGAGUCACGUCGAAUGGUUGAUGAAGUUCGUGAUACAACUGAAACUUGGAAAAGAGAAGUUGAUCAUAGUUUGCAUGAAAGAACAACCGAAAUUAAAUAUCUUGUUGAUGAACUUAAUCAACAAAAAAGAACUGGUUUGGAAGAAGAAGAUGCUUUAAAAACAUAUCGAAAUAGACUUUUAAGAACUUUACAAACUUGUCGAGAAACAUCACUGGCAAUAUGCCAAAAAUGUAUUAUAUUUAGAGAAGGUCGACUUGGAACUGAUCUCUGUGAUGAUGAAGCUGAUCGACAAUUACGACAAGAAUUAAGAACAAUAAAUGGAUGUCAAGCUUUAUUGGAAAAAACAUUAAAUCAAACUAACGAACAAAUUAGGCGUUUGAAAGCAACUCUUUAUCUAUUAGAUCGUGAUUUGAGUGCAAAAGAUAAAUCAUUGAGAAUUGAUGAAACUAAUUUAUCUUUAAGAGAAAAUCAACAACAAUUAAGCGUAUUUCAUGGCAAAUCUCCAUUAGAAAAAUGCGCAUAUACUUUACCGCAAUGGCAACAUCAAACUUAUAAAAAUAUUGAGAAUACAGCAAAAGAAUUAAAUUCAGCUGCCGAACUAAGAGCUUAUAUAGAUCUUGUAAUUAAACAAGUUAUUGAAGAUUUAGAAAAUCAACGUGAUCGCACUAAUGAAGCAUUUGAACGACGAAUUGCAGAAACUAGAAGAAUUAAAGAAGAUUUAGAAAAUACUCAUAGUGAUACCCUUAAACAUAUAAUGGAAAUUCAAUCAAAUAUUCAAAGAUUGGAAAAAGAAAUAUCGGAUAAAGAAGGAUAUUUGGCACUUUGUCAAAUGCGUCUAGGAAAUCGUGCCCAACGUCCUGGUUUAGAAAUGACAAGAGAUAAUGUACAAGAAUCUCUAUUUAGUGAACUUCAAGCAUUAAAGGCGACAUUAGGAAGAUUGAAUAACAAAUUGCUUGAAAAUAAGGCUACACUUCGUUACUUGCUACAAGCUCAAGUAAUGCAAGAAGAAGAAAUCAAUAUAAAAACGAAUACACUUAAAAUUGAUGAUGUCAAUUGUAUGACAUUACGAAGAAAUUUACUUUAUAGGCAAAUAUAAACAUAAUUUAAAUUUAAUUUAAAGCCUCAA